ACACACCUCUCCCAACAGCUCCCCCCAUCCAUCCAUCUCAUUCUAUCUGCUUUUUUAAAGCGUCCUUCUUAUCUACGGAACUUCCUUAGACUUAUUUAACUCUCGAUCGUUGUUUCCCUGAUUUUCCUGCCCGGUUGUCUCGCCGCCAACUCUCACCAUGCCUAGCGCCACUGGAGAGAACUGGGAGAAGUACAAGAAGACCUACGCGGAUGAGGAGGAGGAAGAGAAGAAGAUCGCACCUCUUACAGAUGAUGACAUCGCAGUACUCAAGACCUACGGCGCCGCUCCUUAUGCGAAUGCGUUGAAGAAGCUUGAAAAGCAGAUCAAUGAUAAGCAAGCAAGCGUGAACGAGAAGAUUGGUGUCAAGGAAUCCGACACCGGUCUCGCACCUCCACACCUUUGGGAUGUUGCCGCAGAUCGACAACGCAUGGCAGAGGAGCAACCACUUCAGGUGGCUCGCUGCACAAAGAUUAUCCAAGACGAGAAGGAUUCAGACAAGAGCAAAUAUGUGAUCAACGUCAAGCAGAUCGCUAAGUUCGUCGUCAACCUAGGGGAGCGAGUGAGUCCUACGGAUAUUGAGGAGGGUAUGAGAGUAGGUGUCGACCGCAACAAGUACCAGAUUAUGCUGCCCCUCCCUCCCAAGAUCGACCCCAGCGUGACGAUGAUGACCGUCGAAGACAAGCCCGAUGUUACAUAUGGUGAUGUUGGUGGAUGCAAAGAGCAGAUCGAAAAACUGCGAGAAGUCGUCGAGAUGCCGUUGCUGUCCCCGGAGCGCUUUGUCAACUUGGGUAUUGACCCGCCUAAGGGUGCUUUGCUGUACGGACCACCAGGUACUGGUAAAACACUCUGCGCCAGAGCGGUCGCCAACCGAACAGAUGCUACAUUCAUUCGUGUCAUCGGUAGUGAGUUGGUUCAGAAGUACGUUGGUGAGGGUGCCCGCAUGGUCCGAGAGCUUUUCGAGAUGGCCCGGACUAAGAAGGCAUGCAUUAUCUUCUUCGACGAAAUUGACGCGGUCGGUGGUGCUCGAUUUGACGACGGAGCUGGUGGCGAUAACGAAGUCCAGCGAACCAUGUUGGAACUGAUCACUCAGCUGGAUGGAUUCGACGCACGAGGAAACAUCAAGGUCAUGUUCGCAACCAACCGACCGUCGACUCUCGACCCUGCCCUGAUGCGCCCGGGGCGUAUCGACCGUAAGAUCGAGUUCUCGCUUCCUGACGUUGAGGGCCGUGCCAACAUUCUCCGUAUUCACGCCAAGAGCAUGUCCGUGGAGAGAGACAUUCGAUGGGAGUUGAUCUCUCGACUAUGCCCCAACGCAACUGGUGCUGAGCUGCGGAGUGUUGCAACAGAGGCCGGUAUGUUUGCCAUCCGCGCACGACGGAAGGUCGCGACCGAGAAGGACUUUUUGGCGGCCGUGGACAAGGUCAUCAAGGGCAACCUGAAGUUCAACUCGACAGCGACAUACAUGCAGUAUAAUUAGAGUGGUGCGGCUUCUUCUGCAUCUUGUGGUUACAUUGCAUGGCUGGAUGGAUGUAUGAUCAUAUUUAGCUUUACUGCAGUCUAUGAAUGGUUUUAAUAUGAUUCCCUGAAUACUCCUGG
This is a messenger RNA of Aspergillus wentii DTO 134E9, 1596 nucleotides long. It is a transcript of the gene rpt1, whose product is annotated as proteasome regulatory particle base subunit RPT1. The record is from RefSeq and is a predicted model, not a curated record. The transcript has 4 exons. Bases 158 to 1477 code for a protein of 439 amino acids. Gene Ontology annotation, cellular component: proteasome regulatory particle, base subcomplex. Gene Ontology annotation, molecular function: ATP hydrolysis activity; ATP binding; proteasome-activating activity. Lineage: Eukaryota; Fungi; Ascomycota; Eurotiomycetes; Eurotiales; Aspergillaceae. Gene Ontology annotation, biological process: proteasome-mediated ubiquitin-dependent protein catabolic process.